GUAUUGCGGUAGAUACGCUAACCGUAGGUGUUUUUAAUGCUCGUUCCACGUUCGUCUCGUUAGAUCAGUGUGCGUAUCGCCUCGAUCGUCCUUGUGACGUUACGCGCGUUUCUCUUCUGUUUCGAUUGUGUCGUUUAAUUUUUUGUCAUCAAAAUCGUGUGGUGAAAAGAUCAAGAUGAGUUGCAUCUCGGAUUGUAUUAAAUAUUUGCUUUUUAUUUUUAAUUUUAUAUUUUUGAUAUGUGGAUUGGCUAUUUUAACUCUUGGCGUUAUUGUACAUCUGCGAGUGUCAGAAAUAACCGAUCACAUUGAUACCAAUCUUUUAUUCCCAUCGAUAACGUUGAUCGUUAUCGGCAGCAUAAUCUUCAUAAUAUCAUUUUUCGGAUGCUGUGGCGCCAUCCGGGAGAGUCAUUGCAUGACAAUUACCUUCGCAUCGUUCCUUUUGUUCAUCUUAAUCGUGCAAGUGGCAGUUGCUGUUUAUGUGUUUGUUGUUGUUAAAAACAGCGAUGACAAGAUUGAUAUCUCCGAGAAUUACGAGAAGAUAUUCAAAAAUUACGGCACGGACAAAGAAAGCACAAGAGUGAUUGAUAUUGUGCAGAGUAGCUUGCAUUGCUGUGGUGUCUAUUCUUCGAAAGAUUUCAUUCUCCACAAUCUCCGUAUUCCGCCAAGUUGCUGUGGUUUAGCAGAAAAUCAAACCUGCUCUUCAAACGAUGUGUAUGAGGUAGGCUGUGUGCCAGAACUAAGGCAAGCGAUCUCGAACGCUGGAACUGUACUUGGCAGCUUAGCUAUUGCUAUUGCCGGUGUUGAGUUGAUCGGAAUCAUAUUCGCACUUUGCUUGGCAAAUUCUAUAAGGAACGCUGAACGCAGGAAUCAAAGAAAUAUAUAUUAAAAACGAAAAGUAAUAUAAUUGGUAACACUACCAUUAAUAAUUUGAUCUUAAGUGACAGAAGAAGUGCAGUUAUUCUAUGAAAACAAAUUUAGAUAUUUUUUUAAAUGGAUCAAUGAAAACGAAGACGGGAAAAGUGCCUGAUUUUCUAAGUUGAAGCACGAUUUUUGUUUAAAUUUUGACUUUGUAUAUGUGAUAUGUGAAAUGUAUAAACAUGUUAUUUAAUCCCUUAACCUACAACUACGAGCAUAGCCCGUAAUACGAUGAUCGGCCCAAAUAUAACAUGUAAUAUAAUAUAUAAUAGCUUGUUUACGUUUUCGGCCCAAAAUUCUCGAACGUAAAUCAUUAAGGGGUUAAUAUAUUUUUAAUUUUGGUACAUUUCUGUUAAAUUGGAUAUAUUUUUUUAUGUGCGACAAAUAAAAUAAUUGUAAUAAUGAUAACCUGUCAUUAAUAAUAAUAAUUGAUGCAAAACGUU
Messenger RNA from Bombus huntii, 1358 nucleotides. Its product is annotated as CD63 antigen-like. Lineage: Eukaryota; Metazoa; Arthropoda; Insecta; Hymenoptera; Apidae. Gene Ontology annotation, cellular component: membrane. Bases 176 to 886 code for a protein of 236 amino acids. The transcript has 5 exons. The record is from RefSeq and is a predicted model, not a curated record.